CUAUUUAAAGAGGGUCAUCCAGUCACGGAUAAAUAGCAGAAGGUCCUCUGCGUUGACUAACCGCCUCUAAAUGGUUUUCAUCCUGCACCGUGUCUCUGUUUGUGGCUUCUUAUUGUUUAUUAGUCCAGACUGAAGCCGCCUCACAGCUGUGACAGCCACACGUCGACCAUCAGUCCAGUACCAGCUCCUCUCCAAGGCACAUUCUCCUUCUUUCUUUCCUUUUUAUUCUUUAUCAUCGGGGGAAUACGUGAAAAUGGGUAAAGAUUACUACAAAACGUUGGGAAUCUCUAAAGGAGCCUCAGACGAUGAUAUUAAGAAAGCUUACAGAAAACAAGCCUUGAAAUGGCACCCGGACAAGAACAAGUCUGCAGCCGCUGAGGAGAAAUUUAAAGAAAUCGCUGAAGCAUAUGAAGUCCUCAGUGAUCCGAAGAAAAGGGAAGUUUAUGAUCAGUAUGGAGAGGAAGGUCUCAAGGGAGGAAGUGGGCCCACUGGUGAUGGACCAGGCAACACCUUCACCUACACCUUCCACGGGGACCCUCAUGCCACCUUCGCCACUUUUUUCGGGGGUUCAAACCCUUUCGAGAUGUUCUUUGGGCGUAAAGCAAACGGGCGAGACGACGACGACAUGGAGGUGGACGGGAACGACCCCUUCGGCUCCUUCACCAACUUCAACCUAAACGGAUUCCCUCGGGACGGGCACGUCGGCCUCGGAGGGCAGCAGCGCCGGAAGCAGGACCCGGCCAUCAUCCAUGAACUGAGGGUCUCCCUGGAGGAGGUCUUCCACGGCUGCACCAAGAGGAUGAAAAUCUCCCGCAAAAGGCUAAAUCCGGAUGGCAGGACCAUGCGCAAUGAGGAUAAGAUUCUCACUAUCGAGAUCAAGCGGGGCUGGAAAGAGGGAACCAAGAUCACGUUCCCGCGAGAGGGAGACGAGUCGCUGAAUACCAUUCCUGCUGAUAUUGUUUUCGUCAUCAAGGACAAGCCACACCCUCACUUUAGGCGGGAGGGCUCAAACAUUGUGUAUCCUGUGCGUGUGAGCUUACGACAGUCGUUGUGCGGAUGCUCGGUUACUGUGUCGACGAUAGACGGGAAGACGUGCAACAUGAAGAUCACGGAUGUCAUCAAGCCCGGCAUGAGAAAGACUGUCGCCGGACAGGGUCUCCCCUUACCCAAAAACCCAGAGCAGAGAGGAGACCUGGUGGUGGAGUUUGACGUGAACUUUCCUGAAACGUUGCCUGGAAAUGCCAAGGACGUCCUGAAACGGCAUUUACCUGCUUAGAAAGAGAGACUUAACGAAGGGAGAUAACAGCAUGACAGCGCUACCCCUCGUAACCAAACACACUCACACACACAAACACAAGGACGGUUCUGACAGUUCACAGAUGGACCCCCUCCUGUAGGACAAAUGUGCAAUUUCUAUUUUUGAGCUAUGUGGUGUUUUUAUGAAUACCAUGCAUGCUGCCAAGUGCAAUCAAGUUCAAGUGAAAGACUGUCUGGGUUGUUGCUAUCUGAAAGAAACACAUUUUAUACAUGUUCCCACAAUCACUUUAACUUUUUGUUUGUUGUUGGAAAGUAUUUGGUAGUGAGCAAGUCGCCAAAAAUAAUCCCAGUGAUCCUGGGAAACAAUGCAGUGCCAAUGUCCUUGCUCUCCUUUAGAUCUGACAGCUUCAUUAAUGACAUUUUUAACUGUCACUCAGUGUUGAUUUUGUCAUGUAGAGAAACAAGCCUCACUUUGGAGGCUGUCUUAAUAAUCUGUGUACAGGUAAUUCAAGAGGAAAGUGGCUGAAUGAACUGGAUCGUCAUGUGUGCAUUUUAGAGACUUAACAUGUGAAGAACUUGAAAUUUUAAAAUAAAUAUUUCCACAUGAA
Messenger RNA from Centropristis striata (black sea bass), 1865 nucleotides. RefSeq names its product DnaJ heat shock protein family (Hsp40) member B4 (gene dnajb4). The coding region runs from base 254 to 1276 and encodes 340 amino acids. The record is from RefSeq and is a predicted model, not a curated record. The transcript has 3 exons. NCBI's taxonomy places the organism in Eukaryota, Metazoa, Chordata, Actinopteri, Perciformes, Serranidae. Gene Ontology annotation, cellular component: cytosol. Gene Ontology annotation, molecular function: protein-folding chaperone binding.